Messenger RNA from Poecilia reticulata (guppy), 2469 nucleotides. It is a transcript of the gene rbpja, whose product is annotated as recombination signal binding protein for immunoglobulin kappa J region a. Gene Ontology annotation, cellular component: nucleus. Gene Ontology annotation, molecular function: DNA-binding transcription activator activity, RNA polymerase II-specific; RNA polymerase II cis-regulatory region sequence-specific DNA binding. The record is from RefSeq and is a predicted model, not a curated record. Gene Ontology annotation, biological process: regulation of transcription by RNA polymerase II. NCBI's taxonomy places the organism in Eukaryota, Metazoa, Chordata, Actinopteri, Cyprinodontiformes, Poeciliidae.
CGCGAUUUAACUACUUUCCCACGCCUGUUUUGGCGUGUGCUUUCUGUUGGUCACCCCAUCGCCACCCUUCUCUUUUCCCCCUCCCACUUCUCUCACCCUUUCCCCCCAUCACAUCUCCCUCCGUCAAUCUCGUCUCUGCUAGGACGGUUUUUCUGAAGCGGAUUGGCUUUGGCGAGAGCUUGGGGGUGGGAUCUCGCGAUUGUUGGAUUUUUUUUUCCGAUGGGGAGGGUGGAGGGGAGAUUCGAAGAUGGCGCCCGUCGUGACGGGGAAGUUUAGUGAGCAACAUCUGCCUCGACGGUUAACGAGGGAGGCUAUGAGGGCGUACUUGAAAGAGAAGGAGGAUCAGACGGUCCUCGUACUGCAUGCAAAAGUGGCACAAAAGUCAUACGGGAACGAGAAAAGGUUUUUCUGCCCGCCACCAUGCGUGUAUCUGAUGGGGACGGGUUGGCAGAAGAAGGUGAAGGAGUUGGUGAAGGAAGGUUGCUCUGAACCAGAGGCCCAGCCUUAUGUUUUCAUUGGGAUAGGCAGCAGUGAACAAGACAUGCAGCAACUCUUUCUGGAAGGAAAGAACUUCUGCACGGCUAAAACCCUGUAUAUCAGUGACUCGGACAAAAGAAAGCACUUCAUGCUGUCUGUGAAGAUGUUACAUGGAAACAGCUCGGAUGUCGGCGUUUUCCCCAGCAAGAGGAUCAAAGUCAUCUCCAAACCUUCCAAGAAGAAACAGUCCCUGAAAAACGCAGACUUGUGCAUAGCUUCUGGGACUAAAGUGGCCUUGUUCAACCGCCUGCGUUCCCAAACAGUCAGUACCAGGUACCUUCAUGUUGAGGGAGGGAACUUUCAUGCCAGCUCCCAACAAUGGGGCGCCUUCUACAUCCACCUGUUGGACGAUGAUGAAUCUGAAGGAGAGGAAUUCACCGUAAAAGAUGGCUACAUUCACUAUGGCCAGACAGUGAAAUUGGUCUGCUCUGUUACUGGCCUGGCCCUGCCUAGACUGAUCAUUCGUAAAGUUGACAAGCAAGCAGCGCAGUUGGAUGCAGAUGAUCCCGUAUCUCAGCUUCACAAGUGUGCCUUCUACCUGAAAGAUACAGAGAAAAUGUAUCUCUGUCUUUCACAGGAAAGAAUUAUCCAGUAUCAGGGUACGCCAUGCCCCAAAGACUCUCGCAAGGAAAACGUUAACGACGGCGCAGCAUGGACCAUCAUUAGCACUGACAAAGCAGAGUACACAUUUUGUGAAGGCAUGGGUCCAGUGCCCACACCGGUCAGCCCCGUCCCUGUGGUGGAAAGUCUGCAGUUGAAUGGCGGAGGAGAUGUGGCCAUGUUGGAAGUGACGGGACAGAACUUCACCCCUAACCUCAGAGUUUGGUUUGGCGAUGUGGAGGCAGAAACCAUGUACAGGUGUGGAGAGAGCAUCCUCUGUGUAGUUCCAGACAUCUCUUCCUUCAGGGAGGGUUGGCGCUGGGUGCUGCAGCCCGUUCAGGUUCCCGUCACGCUGGUCCGCAACGACGGAAUCAUCUACCCCACAGGCCUGACUUUCACCUACACUCCCGAGCCGGGACCUCGGCCUCACUGCAGUGCCACUGGGAUCAUCCUCCGGUCCAACAGCAACGCUUCCUCAUCACCAGCAUCUUCCUCUUCACCUUCAUCUUCAGUUGGCGGCCAUGGCGAUGGCCACGCUGCCAGCAACAGUGACUCAGGCGUGUCAGUACUGACGUAGUCGGCUGUGGUUCAUGGUUCGUGGUCUUGCGCUGUCAGGAAAGGACAUGCACAGUUUUUGUCUAAAAAGUUCAGCGGAUCUGCAAGCCUGCGCUGAAGUCCCGAAGCUUUGUAUUUUCAGAGCAACAGUGAAAACAUAAGGAAUGCUUCUGAGCUGGGAAAGGAUGAGUUGAAAGAAAAAUAAACAAACUUUUUACUGACUUUGUGCUUCAGCACCCUCUGGUGGAAAGUUGUGGACAUGAGCCCCACUCAGAUAUCCCAGAUCCUCACCUAUAAGAAGGGGGAUGUGCCUUCUAAUGCUAACACCUGGAUUUGAUAAAAAUGUUGUUUUUAUACUUACGUGGGUGUGAAAGGUGUCUUCCUUCUGCUUUUUACCAUUAAAAUCUUAUUUUUACUGAACAACCUUAACUAUUCUGAGAAAAGGACAAUUUGUAAAGGUAACAUUGUUUUUAAUGCACCAUAAAAACAUAAUGUUAUUCAGAUUAUAUUUUCUAAGCUUUUUCGGUACAUUUGACCAUUUUUGUAUGAUACUGCAAACUUACUUUAUUUUGUUAUCAUAUAGGUUGCUAUUUGUGAUCCUUAUUUCUGUCUCGUCUCAAGUUGGUUGUAUUUCUUUAACUGUCAUACUACAAUUUCAUUCUCUUCACAGCACUGUUUAUCGCAUGUUAGCUGUUAAUAACAAACGUUUUAACAAUUUUAUCUGCUGGUCAAUAAUGGGUCAGUGUACACGAAGUAAACCUGAUUUGGAAACAUGUC